GAGCAGUGGUGCAGACCGAAGGACAGCGCUCGAUCGGGGACGCGGGGGGUGCCACCGCAUUUACCAGCCACAUGCACGCAUUCAUUGCCAUCCCGAUUCAACACCCGGCUCCCUAAUGGCAUCGCCCGGUACUAGGACUACAAGAGCCGCAGCGGCAGCCGUCGCUCCUCCUCCACAGGGACAGGGGUCGUAGUAGCGGUAGAUAGGACAAGAAGUCGGAGAUCGAGAAGGAGUAGGAUCCAACAGGCAUGGAGAUGGGCAGGAGUUGGCAAGAGCUCGGCGUCGUCGACACCAUCUACGAGGACGACCAAGAGGAGGAAGACGAGGAGGAGGAGGAGGAGGAAACGGAGGACUGCUUCAACUCGCCCACCAUGUCCUCCUCGGCGCCCACGUCGGCGUCGUGCUCGCCCGCGGCUCCGUCCGCCUCCUCCCUCCCGCCGGCGCUCAGGAACGCGGUGCAAGGAUGGUCGCGGGAGAAUGGAUUGCGCAAGCCGGACGUGAUCGUGCGUGUCCAAGAACACUGCUUCCAUCUGCACAGGGACCCGAUCACGUUGGACAGCAGCUACCUGAAGCGGCAGCUGUCGGAGAGCAGCGACAUCGCCGUGGACCUACCGGCGGGCCUCACGGUCGAGGCGUUCGCCGACGCCGUGGCGUCCUGCUACGGUGCUGACGUGGCGCUGUCGCCGGACAACCUCGCCGCGGCGUGGGUGGCCGCGGACUGGCUGGAGCUGACCGCGGAGGACGGGCUGGCACGCCGCGCCGAGGACUACUUCUUCGAGGAGGUGGCCAUGGACCACGACCGAGCCGCGGUCGUUCUACGGUCGUGUGCGGCGUUCCUCGGCGGCCAGGCCGCUGGGGCCGGCGCUGGACUGCUCGUGCGGUGCCUGGAGGCGCUCGCGGCGUCCGGCGGCGCCGACGGCAGAUGGCUCGAGGACGUGGCCGCCCUGCCGCUCGAGGAGUUCCAGGUUGUCGUGGAGGCCAUGCGCGCGCGGCUCGCGCACGACCACGACCUCAUGUACACCAUCGUGGAUCACUACCUCGAGAACCACAAGGGGAAGUUGACGGAGGAGGAGAAGAGCCGGCUGUGCUACAACGUGAACUGCGCCAAGCUGUCGCACCACCUCUUCAUGCACCUCGUGCAGAACCCGCGGCUGCCGCUCCGCUUCGUCGUCCAGGCCAUGCUCGUCGAGCAGCUCCACUCCCACCACUCCAUGCUCCUCACCCAGCACCACCACGCCGCCGCCGCGGCUCCUGUCUCCACCGCGCCGCUGCCGAUGCCGCCUGCGCUACAUAAGAGGUCCAUCUCCGGCGCGUUUAGCAGCGCCGUCGCCGCCGCGGCCGCCGGGGACGCCGCCAGCAUGACGCUCGGCGACAUCCUCCAGCGCGACUCAAUGCUGCGCCAGUCCGCGCACAUCCGCGCAUCCAUGGAGGCCACGGGGCACCGCAUCGACACCCUCGAGCGCGAGCUCGCCGGUCUCCGCUGCCGCCUGCGCCGCUCUGAGCAGGCCGCGGCUGCUGCCACGGCGUCGGCCGCGAUCGACCGCGUGUCCGCCAAGUCGGCCAGCUUCCGCAUUCCGCGCAGCCGGCUUUGGGAUGGCGAGGACCUCUCGUCCAGCACCGCCACCACCGGCCGCUCCAUCGCGAAGGACAACCUUAGCCUCAAGUCACGUCUGGUGCACGGGUUCAAGAGCCUGUUCGGCCGGAGGCCAGGGAACAAUGUCGCGCCGCCUCCUGCGAGCAGUGAUGACGCUGGCACUGAUGUCCGCGUCGGCGAGGAAGGCGCGUGUGUGUCAUGUCCGCCGGAGCCAGAGGACGGCUACGACAAGGAGUUGUGCAAGGAGGAGUGGAGUGCUCGGCCUCACCGGAGGAACCUGUCGAUGGUGUGACCAGGCGAUGACCGCGAGAGCCGAGAGAUCAGUGGCAAUAGGUGCACGCCGAAUACUUGUUGGAUGCUUUGGUGCUUAAUCUACUAUAUUAAAGGAGGAUCUUCCGUCGUGA
Messenger RNA from Hordeum vulgare subsp. vulgare (domesticated barley), 1998 nucleotides. RefSeq names its product BTB/POZ domain-containing protein At3g49900. Lineage: Eukaryota; Viridiplantae; Streptophyta; Magnoliopsida; Poales; Poaceae. The transcript is spliced from 4 exons. Gene Ontology annotation, molecular function: protein binding. The record is from RefSeq and is a predicted model, not a curated record. Bases 249 to 1886 code for a protein of 545 amino acids.